CACCGUCGCCCUCGACGCCCCGAUUGUGUUCUCCUGCGGCUCCUGCUGCUCCGGGGGCUCGGAGGCCGCAGGCGCCGUCAGCGGCCUCCCCGGACCGGCCCUCCGUCCCGCCGUCGGGCUCAGGAUGGACUUUCUGACACUCUUCUUGGUUUACUUGUGUGUUGUUCUCACUACUAUUGCUCUGCUCUGCAUGUGCUCGGGAAGGAAGGAGAGUUUCCUCACAAGAUGCGUCAACGGUGCAAGCCAGGUAUUGUCAUUUGUAAUCCCCACACAGCUCCAGAGGGUGACACAGAGGGUGCUUCACAGGCUCUUCCACACAAGAAGCUGUUUGUUUGUUGUCCUGCACAUAGCCUUGCAAGCUGCAGUGUAUGGGGAAUACACAUGGGAAGUGUUUGUUUACUGCUGGGAGCUGCAGUUCCACCUCCUCCUCCUCCUGCUGCCCUACCUGCUGCUGGCUGGGAACAUGGGCUGCUUCAUUCUCUGCUCCCGGGCCAAUCCUGGUAUAAUAACAAAAUCAAAUCAUGUAUCAUUGGUUAAGAUUUACGCAUAUGAUGGUGUAUUAUUUCAGAAAGGCAUCGUGUGUCCUACAUGCAACAUGGAGAAGCCAGCCAGAUCAAAACAUUGCAGUUUCUGCAGUAUAUGUGUACAUCGUUUUGAUCACCACUGUGUGUGGGUCAACAACUGCAUUGGUGCCUUCAAUGCAAAGUAUUUCUUCCUUUACCUCUUCACACUGACUGCCAUGGCUGCAACCAUUGCAAUCAUCACAGCAGCAUUUCUCAUCCAAGUGGUGCUCCUGUCAAAUAUGAUGCAUGGGAGUUACAUUGACGACCAAGGACAAGAGCACGCUGUUGAGAUUCUCUUCCUCAUUCAGGCAGCCACAGAAAGCUUUCUGUCUGAAAUCAAUGGGUCAACUCUGGGCGAGACGUAUUAUCCUGGGAUUAUCCACUGCAUAUUCCAGGAUUUCAGAACAUCCUGUGCCCAAGAGCCAGGCCCAGCCCUCUAG
Messenger RNA from Gymnogyps californianus (California condor), 1003 nucleotides. RefSeq names its product zinc finger DHHC-type palmitoyltransferase 4 (gene ZDHHC4). The coding region runs from base 125 to 1003 and encodes 292 amino acids. Gene Ontology annotation, biological process: peptidyl-L-cysteine S-palmitoylation; protein targeting to membrane. The record is from RefSeq and is a predicted model, not a curated record. Gene Ontology annotation, molecular function: protein-cysteine S-palmitoyltransferase activity. NCBI's taxonomy places the organism in Eukaryota, Metazoa, Chordata, Aves, Accipitriformes, Cathartidae. Gene Ontology annotation, cellular component: Golgi apparatus; endoplasmic reticulum. The transcript has 7 exons.